Didymodactylos carnosus is the source of this 1654-nucleotide messenger RNA. Lineage: Eukaryota; Metazoa; Rotifera; Eurotatoria; Philodinida; Philodinidae. The record is from the annotation of a GenBank genome assembly.
AUGAUCUAUACAACAUAGUAUCGGAAACGGCACUCCUAAACACUACUGUAAGCCUCUGCCUACCCUGCGCCCUAUCCGCACGAACGUAGUCGUUGCAAAUAAAUGCAAUUUAUUUGAAAACAGAAAAAGCGUAUAUUGUAAUAUAAAGCUAAAAAGUUUUCUGAACACCCUCUGAUGAUCUGAAGCAGGCCGAAAACAUUCCUGAUGGAUUUGGCAUGAUAGACGAUCUAUAUUUUGUGAGUUUAUUAUCCGUAUUAUGACUUUUUUUGUGAUAUCAAAACUGACUGAUUUCAGGCGGCAUCUAUCUACGGACUACAGAAACCUUUGCUUAUCUUUUUGUCUCUGCAUUAGUAAUUAUUUUUUCAGUCAUGUAGUUGAAUAUUUUCACUCUUGUGUAAAAAAUAAUGUUCUGUGUUUAUUUUUGUGUCUUGUGAUUGGCUUAUCCAUAGAAUAUCGUAAGCCAUUUUUCCGUAUUUUGCGCACACAGACACACCGACAAGCAUUUUGUAAUUUUGUAACACCCUAGACUCUAGUCAAGGGAAUAGAAAUAAACACUCGGCUGGUCAAGGAUACGUAUACGCCAGGUAUAAAAGUUAGAGGUGAGACUCUUCAAUCAACGCAGUUUUUUUCGUUGCGUGUAAUAUAAGUAUUUGUUGAUGGAAUAUACUCGUGAUAUAUUCUAACACAAAAACUGGUACUUCUACAGAUCGAUCACACACUCACACUCCACACACACCACAGUAGGGGGUGUCAUCGAUCUGUAGAAGAACCCAAAAACUCAGGUUCUUACUUCUAUAGGUAGUGACCUUUGUAUUUUUGUAGAGAAUUGCUUCUUCAUCAGUAUAGAACCAUUUGGCAAGAUUGUUUAUUUUAAUUUCAUCGAAAACAUCUUCAUUUUUAGAUUUGUUUGAAGAAGAUGAGUAUUGACAAGACUGGACCAAGUACGACUAACUGUCAUCCUAAUGAUACAAGCAGUUUUAAUUAUAAUGAAGGAGGUUAGGGUUUCACGUCACAUUCUUUUUUUCGUUCCUAAAUCGAAGAGAUUUAGUAUUAAUGUUCUUAUGAUGCUGUGCCUGUUUCAGAUGUUGAUCUUGAUGGUCAAACACAAGUUCAGCAAGAGCGUAUUGAGCGAGAGAUUAUAGAUAACCAACCGUUGGUUAGUGAAAAACUGAGUACUGACAAACUUCGAAAUGAAUAUGAUGUUGAAGAUUCAGUUUAUCAAUCAAAAAUACGAGAAUUAACGAAAAAAUACAAAUAUAUACGUAAAACACGUGGUGAUGGUAAUUGUUUCUAUAGGGCAUUCGGCUUCGGUUAUCUUGAGCAAAAUUUAAAAAAUGAACUAGAAUUAGACCGGUUUCGUAGAUUAGUUGCUGAUUUAAAAGAUAAAUUAGUUCAACUGGGUUAUCAAGAGUUUACAGUCGAAGACGUUCGUGAUGUUGACGUUGAACCAAUGGCACGUGAAUCAGAUAAUAUUCAUAUAAUUGCUUUAACAAAAGCUGCUCAAGUAUCAUUACGUGUGAUUUAUAUGGAUCGUAGUGAAACAUCACAAUUGACUACACAUGAUUUUUCUCACAAUGACAAUGAACAAGCAUUUCAACCAAUGAUUACAUUUCUCUAUAGACCGGGGCAUUAUGACUUAUUAUAUGAAAAUUAA